UUGCCAGUACACAUUUAUCGGCACAUUUUAAAUCCUUAACUAAAAGUGGCCAAUACUCUUGACACGCAAGCAGAUUGUAGAUUGACAGUCCCAACAAUCAGAAGAUGAGCAGAAUUCUAGGCGCCCCGACCGUUGGCCCACAACAACAGGUGAUAGAACCUGAGGCGAAGGAUCCUUUCGAGGUUAUAACCGACGAGGACCUGUACAAAGCAGACGAGAUCCUGACGAAAGAGAUCCUCUGGUACGCCGGCUACACCCUGCUGAGUGUCGUCGUCUUCCUGGUGCUGGUGGCCUGUCUGGCCCUGGACCCCCGGGCCUUCAUCAUAGCCUUUGGUACCGGAAGUCCUUGCUGCUUGUUGUGUCCGUGCAUCAAAAGCUUGUACAAGUACACAGACCCGGCUAAGCUCAUCCAGGCAAGUGCCAACAAAUAUGUCCCAGGUAUUCUCAUAGAGGACGACGGAACAAUCAAACAGUACGACCCGUCACCUGACGAGAUGGAGGCUCUGUUCGAGUUGGUUAACGAGUUCAUGACCAUCUCGUGAGAUGGAGGCCUUGUUCGAGUUCAUGACCAUCUUGUGAGAUGGAGGCCUUGUUCGAGUUCAUGACCAUCUUGUGAGAUGGAGGCCUUGUUCGAGUUCAUGACCAUCUCGUGAGAUGGAGGCCUUGUUCGAGUUCAUGACCAUCUCGUGAGAUGGAGGCCUUGUUCGAGUUCAUGACCAUCUCGUGAGAUGGAGGCCUUGUUCGAGUUCAUGACCAUCUCGUGAGAUGGAGGCCUUGUUCGAGUUCAUGACCAUCUCGUGAGAUGGAGGCCUUGUUCGAGUUCAUGACCAUCUCGUGAGAUGGAGGCCUUGUUCGAGUUCAUGACCAUCUCGUGAGACCCACCCAGCUGAACUGAUGGCCCGCUGCAGGGGAAGUAAUGGACGCAAACUUUGCCAGAGUGAAAAUAUUUUCAAGGUUUUCUCCCCUUUAUAACGACAGAAGAGUUUCGCCCAGCAGUGGAGUUAAAAUGUCAAAUAGUGAAAAAAUUGUACGUGCUAUAGGUCUGCACACCUACGUCACUGGUGGCAGGAUUACAUGGUGGGGUGGGUGUGAUACCAGGAAGGCUUGCCCCACCCACCGUCUAUCAGCGAUGGCCUGAUGUCAGUAGCUGUGUUCUGGGUAUGCAGCAAAUACCAUGUAUCCACCUUUUGUAAAAAAUGAUUGAGUGAACAAGUUGAACUAACUCACUGACACGUACAAAAGGUAGAGGUGGCACAUACAGACUCUGUCUCUCAUUCACUCCAACACACCCUUUAGACAUACUCAUACACACACAUGCACACCC
This is a messenger RNA of Physella acuta, 1324 nucleotides long. RefSeq lists its product as uncharacterized. The record is from RefSeq and is a predicted model, not a curated record. Lineage: Eukaryota; Metazoa; Mollusca; Gastropoda; Physidae.